Molecule: messenger RNA, 1082 nt
Organism: Oryza sativa Japonica Group (Japanese rice)
Lineage: Eukaryota; Viridiplantae; Streptophyta; Magnoliopsida; Poales; Poaceae
Product: classical arabinogalactan protein 6
Source: RefSeq, a predicted model, not a curated record
ACGGCCCAAAAUACGCGCGCCCCUACGCUCGAUGCCGCUUGGCGCGCGCGCGCGCGCGCGCGACGCCGCGACGUCAUCACUAUCCCCGCAAUGGCAAGAGACACCCAUGGCGCGAGGCGCCACCAAGAAUAGCCACCGUCUCCUCCGUGCUUGUCUCGCCGCCGGCCACCUAUAUAGCUCCGGCGCGCGCCAUGGCGAAACCUCAACACGGGAAACCCAGGGCCCAUAGCCGGACGAGGUGCUCGGUCGAUCGACGCACCAUGGCCCGCGCUGAUCUCGCCCUCGUCGCCGUCCUCCUCGCCGCGUGCGCCGCCGUGGCGCUCGCCGCGGAGGCGCAGGCCCCGGCGGCCGCGCCGAAGUCGUCGUCGUCCUCCAACUCCUCCUCCGGCUCACAUACCUCGCCGUCGAAGGCUCCCAGUCCCAGCAAGUCUCCCGAGAAGUCCGGCAAGGCUCCCGCGGCGGCGCCGCCCAAGGCCGCCGCCGCCAAGGCCCCCUCCGGGAAGUCAGAGGCGCCCAGCGAGGCGCCCGACGCCGAGUCCGGCGCGGAGUCGCCGGAGGCCGGCGAGGAGUCCGGGAAGUCCCCGGCAAGCGCCCCCAAGGACUCCUCGUCGAGCUCUUCCGAGGAGGAGGAGGCGUCGUCGCCGGACAGCGGCGACAUGGAGGACGAGACGGCCGCCGAGGCCCCGACCGCAGAGGAAGCAUCCGGCCCCGCGGCGGACGGCCCGCCGGAGCCGGAAGCAGACUCGCCGGCAGCAGACUCGCCUGGCCCCGGCACAGCCGACGAGGCGGGCAGCGCGGGCAUGAGCUCCGGCGUCACGGCGGCCGUGGUGGCCGCCGCCGCCGCCGCGCUCUCGCUUUAGAUGGCGUUGGUGUUUCGGUGGCUUAUAUAUUAGGGAGGAGUUUGGAGGGUCGGUGAUUCUUGAGGAGUUCGGCGAUUUAAUUAGGCCGCUUGCUGCUUAAUUUCUCCUUAGAAAAAAUUAGGCACCUUGGGUCUCGGUUGAUCGUUUGGCCGUUUGUAAUUUGAACAACGAUGUACUAAUACACAGUUGUGUCUCUGAAUAUGGCUGUAUUUGUGUUCCCAA